GGUGAGACUUGUUGCUGUUACUAGAAAUAUAUAUAUAUAGGAGGACUGGAUCAGUACAUACAGAAUGAACACAUUACGAUUAUCAAAUUCUUUUAUCUUUCCUUCCAGUAAGUACUCCCUCUUCAUGUACGCUGUACCCACUACCCAAUAGCUUUCUCCUCCUUUUAGGCUCUCUUUGUUUCAUUUUUUUCUAUGAUUUUUUUAAAUUAAUUUAUUAAUAAUUGUCUCAUCUCAACAUAUUUUUUUUUUAUAUUUUCAAUAAUUCAUUUUACAUUUUUUAUUACAAAGAACACGUACUAAAAAUCUCUCUUUUUUUCCCUUUAUUAUUAAUAUUGUUAUUAGUACUAGACUAAUAGUAGUAGUAGCAGUACUUGUAUUUUUUUAUUUUUUUUUUAAUUAGGCUCUACGGCACCCCUCCUCCCUUUUAGACUUUUUUGUUUUCCAAAAGUUCAAAGUUCAAACUACUACUACUCAAACUUCUCCUUCCUCCUUUUCACACUAAUUAUUUAAUUAUUGCAACUUGUGUGGCUUCAAACAUAUUAUUAGUAUAUUAUUGGCUUUUUCCCAGUUCUUUCUGUGUUUUGUAGUAUUUUCUCAUUACAGUUACCUGUCUCCUUUUCUUCCUCUUCCUCUUCCCCUUCCCCCCAGUUCAUUUGAAACAGAGUUGGAAGUUGGAACAGGGGAGGGAACCCCAUUAUGAUUUCUUUUUCUUAAUUAUAUAUAAACAGUGUUUUCCUAGUAAAAUUAUACUACUCCACAAUAUGUUACUCCUAAUUAACUUGAUUCCUCGAGUUGACUGCUGCCCCCGUUACUACUGCUGAUCAUCAUUUCGUUCUUCAUCAUCAUUAUUAUUAUUAUUAUUUCAAUUAUUUAUUCCCCACACACAUCCACACACACACCGCGUAUAUAUUCUAAUAUUCAAAAAGUGGUGCUCUGUUUCCAGUUCCACUUCCAGAGAGAGAUCAACCAGAUCGUGGGUUGGGUGCUCUGUUGUUUUGCUGCCUUUUUCUUCUUCUUCCUCCUCUCUCCAGGUAUAUUCCUCCAUCCUCUUCUCCCUUUUCAGAUUACUGACCACCUCCUAUAUACUUCAUUCCCAACUGUUUCUUUUUCUUUUUUCUUUUUUUUCCUUUUUUCUUUUUUUUUAUAAAUCAUACUUCAAACUUCAACCUUCAACCUAAUACUUCCAUUGGUAGCUAAUUCCCCCACCACCACCACAGGAGCAUAUAAAUAUGGUGGAUGUAGAGGAGGAAGGUGGCCGACCUGGUCCAAGCGGGUCCCACCAAUCGAGCAAUGUGGUUGCCGUGACGGCUUCUCCUUCCCCGUUACUGGAUGCCGAUGCUAAGGAAGCCAUGAAAAAGGAGGACAAGGACAAGGAUGAGCCCACCAAGACUGUCCCUUUUCUCAAACUUUUCUACUUUGCAGAUUCUUUUGACAAGCUUUUGAUGAUCGUUGGCGCAAUUGCUGCUAUCGGGAAUGGCCUCUGCCUUCCCCUUAUGACCGUCUUGUUUGGUGAAUUGAUUGAUUCUUUCGGAGAAACUGUCGAUAUCAAUCAAGUUGUUGGGCAAGUUUCUAAGGUCUCCCUAAAAUUUGUUUACUUGGCUCUUGGUGCUGGUGCAGCUGGAUUUCUUCAGGUGUCUUGUUGGAUGAUCACGGGCGAGAGGCAGGCUGCUCGGAUUAGGAACCUUUAUCUGAAAACAAUUUUGCGCCAAGAGAUUAGUUUCUUCGACUUGGAAACCAAUACUGGGGAAGUUGUUGGCAGGAUGUCUGGCGACACCGUUCUCAUACAAGAUGCAAUGGGAGAGAAGGUCGGAAAAUUUAUACAGCUAGUAUCGACAUUUGUUGGAGGAUUUGUGAUCGCAUUUAUCAAGGGAUGGCUCCUUACGCUUGUCCUCUUGUCUUCCAUUCCUCCGCUUGUUAUAGCUGGUGGACUUAUGGCCCUCGUUAUAUCUCGGAUGGCUUCCCGUGGACAAAAUGCUUAUGCUCAAGCAUCCAUUGUAGUUGAGCAGACCAUUGGCUCUAUUAGAACAGUGGCAUCAUUUACUGGAGAAAAGCUGGCUGUCGCAUCUUUCAAAAAAUCCCUGGAAAAAGCUUAUAAAUCGAGUGUCCAAGAGUCGAUAGCUGUUGGCCUAGGUUUUGGAACAGUUUUUGGCAUUGUCUUUUUCAGUUAUGGUUUGGCAAUUUGGUUCGGGGCGAGGUUGAUUGCUGAAGGAAAGCAUACAGGUGGCGAGAUUCUUAAUGUAAUCAUUGCUGUUCUAACUGGUUCCAUGUCUCUGGGGCAGGCAUCUCCUUGCCUGACUGCAUUUGCUGCUGGUCGUGCUGCGGCUUACAAGAUGUUUGAAACGAUAAAUAGGAAACCAGAGAUAGAUGCAUCUGAUACGCGGGGAAAGAUAUUGGAAGACAUUCGUGGGGAUAUCGAGUUAAAGGAUGUGUACUUUAGUUAUCCUGCCAGACCAGAUGAACAAAUUUUCACUGGGUUUUCAUUGUUCAUACCGAGUGGAACUACAGCAGCUUUGGUUGGACAGAGUGGAAGUGGUAAAUCAACGGUCAUUAGCUUGGUCGAAAGAUUCUAUGACCCCCAAGCUGGAGAAGUUCUCAUUGAUGGAAUAAGUCUCAAGGAAUUCCAGCUCAAGUGGAUCAGGGAAAAGAUAGGCCUUGUUAGCCAGGAGCCAGUACUUUUCACAGCCAGCAUUAAGGAUAAUAUCGCAUAUGGAAAGGAAGGAGCCACCACCGAAGAAAUUAAAGCAGCAACGGAGCUGGCAAAUGCAGCUAAGUUCAUUGACAAGUUGCCUAAGGUUUCUGCUUAAACUUUCACCUCUUUAUUUGUAUAUCACCAAAAACACGUGCAGACCCUUGUGAAUAUUCCUGUUCAUUUUUCGGUUUUGUAAUUAUGCAAUGCAGGGACUGGACACGUUGGUUGGA
This is a messenger RNA of Oldenlandia corymbosa var. corymbosa, 2919 nucleotides long. NCBI's taxonomy places the organism in Eukaryota, Viridiplantae, Streptophyta, Magnoliopsida, Gentianales, Rubiaceae. The record is from the annotation of a GenBank genome assembly.